UGCGUAAAAGCGCACGCAUAAGCCAGAGAAGAUUACAUAGUAUUAUUGUUGUUAUUAUUAUUUUACCUAUUUUACUUAUUAUCCCGCACUUAUUAGCUGUCAGAGAUGAGCGCGAGCCUAAAUAACAGCUAUGAAAGGAACGUGCGUCCGUGCAUCGACCUGAUCGACUCUCUGCGCGCGCUCGGUGUGGAGAAGGACCUCGCGCUGCCCACCAUCGCCGUGAUCGGAGACCAGAGCUCGGGGAAGAGCUCGGUGCUGGAGGCGCUGUCCGGAGUCGCGCUGCCCCGCGGGAGUGGUGUAGUGACACGAUGUCCACUUGAACUCAAAAUGAAGAAGAGCAGAAAUGAAGACUUCUGGCAUGGAAAGAUAAAUUACAAGGAUUAUGAGGGAGAAAUUAAAAAUUCAGCAGAUGUGGAGAAAAUCAUCAGAAAAGCUCAGAAUGAAAUAGCUGGGGCUUUGGGCAUCAGUGAUGAGCUCAUCAGCCUUGAGAUAACAUCACCCAAUGUUCCUAACCUCACACUCAUCGAUCUGCCUGGUAUUGUCCGUGUUUCAAUCAGAGGACAACCAGAGGACAUCGGAGAACAGAGUAAGAGCGUGAUACGAAAGUUUAUCACAAAUCAAAACACCAUCCUUCUAGUGGUGGUGCCAUGUAACGUGGACAUCGCCACAACUGAAGCAUUAAGGAUGGCUCAGGAAGUUGAUCCAUAUGGCGAGAGAACCCUUGGCAUCCUAACAAAGCCUGACCUGGUGGAUAGAGGCAUGGAGGAUGCAGUGUUGUCCAUCAUAAAUAACGAGGCCAUUUACCUUAGUAAAGGAUACAUGAUUGUCAGAUGCCGAGGACAGCAAGAGAUCAUGGAAAACAUCUCACUACAUGAAGCCAUGAGGAAGGAGAGGGACUUCUUUAAUACACAUCCGUAUUUCAGCAAGCUGUAUGAUGAGAAAAAAGCCACGAUUCACAACCUGGCUGACAAACUGACACAUGAACUUGUCCAUCACAUUGAGCAAUCUUUACCACUACUAAAGGAGCAAAUCCAGAGUAAGUUGGCUGAAACUCAGGGAGAACUGAAUCGCUAUGGCUCAGGAGCUCCUACAGAUCCAGAAGAAAAGAUAGUCUUCUUGACUAAUAAAAUAACAGCAUUCAAUCAGGAUGCUAUCAACCUCACAGCUGGAGAGGAGCUGAAGAAUUUGCCACAGGUCAACAUCUUCUCAAGUCUGAGGAAAGAGUUUGCUGACUGGAAGACUGAUCUACAAAAAUCAGAAGAGAAAUUUAAGAAGGUCAUUGAGAAGGAACUAAAGGAAUAUGAGGAAAAAUACCGUGGCAGAGAAUGUCCAGGCUUCCUGAACUAUCAGGCCUUCGAGGUGAUAGUGAGAAACCAGAUCAAGGAGCUGGAGGAACCUGCUGUUGCGAGGAUGAAUGACAUUUCAGAUCUCAUUAUGAAUAUAUUGAUUCAUCUGUCUGAAGCAAACUUUAAAGAAUUCCCUCAAAUCCUUAAAAUUGCAAAGACCAAGAUUGAGAACAUAAAGGAGACAAAGGAAAAAGAAGCAGAAUCAAUGCUGAGGACUCAGUUUAGAAUGGAGCUGAUGGUCUACACCCAAGAUAGCAUGUACAGUGACAGUCUGAAGAAGCUGAAGCUCAUGGAAGAAAAAGCAGAGAGACAAGCCCAUGGUGUGGCUUACCCUCGUAGUGGUGGUUUGUACAAACAGUCAGAUAUUGAAGAUGCCAUGGAGGAACUGACACGCCACCUCAAGUCUUACUACAGCAUUGCAAGUAGGCGACUGGCUGACCAGGUGCCAAUGGUGAUUAGGUACAUAAUGCUUCAGGAAUCAGCUAAGCAGCUGCAGAGAGAAAUGCUACAGCUCAUGCGGCUCAAUGACAUUGAUGUGCUGCUGGAAGAAACUGAUGACAUCUACAUCAAACGCAACAACCUAAAAAGCCGCCAGGAUCGUCUGAAGAAGGCUCUCAAAAGAAUUAUCAUUUCUUAGACUUAAAUGUCAGUGCAAAUAUACAAAUAUAUACGUAUAUAUAAAUCGAUUAUGAGAAAAAUGGAAAUAUUUUUUUAAAUGGUAUAACUGUCAAAGAUAAAAAUAUUCACUUUCUGAUUAAAACCUACUUACCUAACAGUUAAUUAAAAUCUGUUUAUUUCUUGGCAUAAUAUUCAAAGUAAUAGAAUUAGAGUUUGUUAUUUCUCACUAUAGUGUGUAACAAAAUAUCCUAGACUAGAUUUAGGUGUACUUUUUGAGUACAUGCUUUUCUAUUUCACAUCACAUUACUAAACAGGGAGCGUUUUUGGCUGAUGACAAAAGAACAACU
Molecule: messenger RNA, 2311 nt
Organism: Clarias gariepinus (North African catfish)
Lineage: Eukaryota; Metazoa; Chordata; Actinopteri; Siluriformes; Clariidae
Product: interferon-induced GTP-binding protein Mx1-like
Exons: 12
Coding region: 106-1983 (625 amino acids)
Biological process (GO): defense response to virus
Cellular component (GO): cytoplasm; microtubule; nucleus
Molecular function (GO): GTP binding; microtubule binding; GTPase activity
Source: RefSeq, a predicted model, not a curated record